GUUCGGCGGGAAGGCUGGGAGCUGCUGUGGGCGCACGCAGGACGACUGGCGACAUUCAUUUUGCUUGCUUGUGACACAAGACACACACACAACAAACAUACGACGAUACCCGGUGCUGCCGUGCCUUUUGUCGUGUGUCUUUUGGAACCGAGCCCCAAUGUAGGGGCUUCAGUCCAGGUCCUUCCUUGCCUCUCCCCUCCCUCCUCGACCUUCCCGUCGCCUGGCCGAGUCAUCGUCAAUAAUCGAAUCGCAGAUCCCCUCAGACAGACAGACCAGCCAUGUUCGCAGCCACACGGCGGUGGUUCCGCCGCAACAGGACGCCCAUUGCCAUCGGCGUGGGUGUCCUCGGCGCCGGCUAUGUCGCCACGCAAUACGUCCUCAACAAGCUGAACGAUGCCCGCGAGCGCAUGAGCGGCGACCGCAUAGCCAAGGAGAACCUGCGCCGCCGCUUCCAACAGAACCAGGAGGACUGCACCUACACCGUGCUGGCCCUCCUCCCCACCGCCACCACGCGCAUCCUCGAGUCCAUGGACGUCGAGAAGAUCACCCUCGAGAUCCAGAAGAUGAAGGGCGGCGGCGGCGGCGCCAAGUCGGCCAAGAGCGGCAGCGGCGACUCCAUGAGCCUGCCCGAGACCACCGGCAUGACCGACGAGGACGGCCGCAGCAUCGUCUCGGCCAGCGAGAGCGGCAUCCACGCCAGCCAGAUCACCAUCCCGCCCGACGGCGAGCAGCCAGAGAAGCCCAGGAGGACGAAGCGGCAGCUGUGGGGGGACGUCACCAUCAGCUCCAUAACGAGGGCCUACACCCUCCUCUACACCCUCGGCCUCCUGACCAUGCUCACCCGCGUGCAGCUCAACCUCCUCGGCCGCCGCAGCUACCUCUCGAGCGUCGUCUCCCUCGCCACCGGCUCCGCCUCGGCCACCAUCAGCCUCGAGAACAACGACGACGACGGCGGCGGCCUCGACGAUGGCGACUCCUCCUCCGCGGCCCACGCCUACGGCGACGACUUCGAGGUCAACCGCAAGUACCUCACCUUCAGCUGGUGGCUGCUCAACAGGGGCUGGGCCGACGUCGCCGCCCGCGUCGAGGCCGCCGUGCGCCACGUCUUCGGCGCGACCAGCCCGCGCGACCAGCUGUCCCUCGACGCCUUCGCCGCCAUGACCGCCCAGGUCCGCCGCCUGGUCGAGGGCGGCGGCCCGCCCGGCUUCUCGGACCCCUCGGGGGCGGGGGCAGGGGCAGGGGCGGGGCCUGCGACAACAACAAAGUGGCUCCCCUUCCUGCUGCCGCCGCCUGACAUGGAGGAGUACGUCCUCCGGGAGUCGGGCAUCCUGGACGACAGCGCGGCGUCGGUGACGCGGGCGCGGGAGGAGGGAGAGCAGGGGGGCGUGUCAUCAUCAUCAUUACCACCACCAAGAGAACAACAAGACCAAACCCAAGACCAACCACCACAACCAUCACCACCACCAUCACCACCCUCCUCCCCCCCCUCCCCCUCCUCCGCCCCCCUCCGCCGCCUCCUAGACGAGACCUCCGACCUGAUAGAGGCCCCCGCCUUCACGCACGUCCUAACCCAGCUCCUGGACGCGGGCUUCUCGACCCUGCUGGACACGAAGCUCGCCCAGGGCGCCUUCGACGCCGCCGCCGCCGCCGACGCCGACAGCCCGCCCCCACCAUCACCACCACCACCCAACGCCAGCCCCGGAGAAACAACAUCACCACCACCACGGCGCCGCCCACAGCACAAGGUCCUCCUCCCAAAGUGCCUCUCCGUGCUGACGCGGCAGGCGCACGCCAUCGGCGCCGGGGCCGGGGGCAACGAGUACCUCCGGGCCAUGGAGGGCGUGCGGGACCUCGAGGGCUUCGCGGCGCUGGUGUACUCGAGCAACUGGGAGAGCGAGGUGCGGCCCGACGGGAUGGUCCCCGCCGCCGUGCCCGUGCCCGCGCCCCAGCCGCCGUCGUCGCAGGUGGUGCCGGGCGGGGCCGGUGUCGAGGGGAGCCUGGUGCUUGUUGAGCCCUCGCAGGGGUCCGGGUCGGGGUUUGAGAGCGCCUGGGCCAGGGCGACUGAGAAGCGGUAGGGGAGGGGGCUUCCGAGGCCGUGGGGGGUAGGAGUAGAAGUACUGUGCUGUGCUGUGUUGUGUGGUGUACUCGGAGCGAUAUGUUCUUUUUUUUCAUCCCCGGGUUGCAGUCUUUCGUAGUAGUGCUACCCAGGGGAGGACGGCUAGGGUUUUACGAGACCGGUGUUAUGGGGACGAUUGAUAUACCCCCAUUGCUGUGUAAGAGCCAGCGACCCGUAUAGACUCGUGUGUCUUGGUCCCUUUCUUUUUUUGACUUGUAUGUUCUUGUAAAAGAGAUGUAUUACGAUGCUAUGGAUGAACGCGGAUGGGAAUCUUUGGAGAGAG
Messenger RNA from Diaporthe batatas, 2399 nucleotides. RefSeq lists its product as uncharacterized. The transcript is spliced from 3 exons. Bases 279 to 2075 code for a protein of 598 amino acids. Gene Ontology annotation, molecular function: protein-macromolecule adaptor activity. Gene Ontology annotation, cellular component: peroxisomal membrane. The record is from RefSeq and is a predicted model, not a curated record. Lineage: Eukaryota; Fungi; Ascomycota; Sordariomycetes; Diaporthales; Diaporthaceae. Gene Ontology annotation, biological process: protein import into peroxisome membrane.